AUGCAGUCAGCAAUGGAGCUCGAAGCCAUUCUUGCACUGUGCAAGGCAGCGCCAUACGUCGGGGCGAAAGACGUGGCCGGGCCGCUCCUCGACCGCCUGGCGGCAUACCUGGCCCAGGUCUACACGCAGACACUGGCGCCCUCGCCCAACGUCCGAGCCAUCGAGCCGUCGCCGUAUGAAGUCCUCUCAUACAACCUAACGUCGGCCGUGCUGUCGCUCGGCAGCCGCCAUGGACUGCAUGCACAGGCGGCAGUGGCCAUCACGAGCUAUGUCGAGGGCUGGACGGACACAGCGGCGGACCUUUCGGCAGACCAGUUCGACGAAGACGACAGAGACGACUAUCCUGCGGGGCGGGGACUUGCGCGGGUCAUGACCCAGAGUCUGUCUCUGCUGGGCUUCCUGAAUGCUGCCGCGGGACACGCCAAGUUCUGGAACUCGUACGACCGGCUGCAGCUUGUCGAACAUGUGCGGGCGGCGCUGUCGGAAAAGUUCUUGGUUGCUUUCGAGACUGCCUUGUCGAUUGUGCGUAAUGCGCGCCCACAUCAACACGGGCUGCGCGACUGGAAGCGCUACGCAAAGCACUACGCAGCCGCCGGACAGCCGCUGGGGGGGAUGAUUCUGCACGACUCGUUCCUCCGGCUCGUUGUGGCAUCAGCCUCCAUCAUGGUCGAAGCCCCCGAUCGCGAGCAGGGCGACGGCAUUCUCGACCAUCUACGGUCGUCGAAGCUCAGCGCCGAGACCGUCGCAGACAGCUCGGACGAUGCGCUCGCCGACGGCCUGACGAGAAUCGCCGUCGAGGAGAUGGAGUUUUUGAAGAGUGAUCUCGACUACCUCCAGCGGGUGGCAUCUGCCUGGCAACAGCGACAAGCGUCUUCCGUCAAGGCCAAGGUCCUCAUUACCUACUUGUGCUGCACCGUCUACGACCAAGACAUCGCUGACGCCGAUCUCCUCAACGCGUGGCUCGAGAAUGUGCUUGACGAUCCGUCACAGACGGCAGACCAUGAACUGAGCUCAACAGUGCUGAAGUCAAUGGCUGUUCUCGCCAAAGUUUCGCCGCCCCUCGCAUCGAGUCUGGGUCGCUCACUACCACGCGUCAUUGUCCAAGGCAACUUUGAUCACCGAACCACCCCAGUCGCGGCCGACGCUCUUGCGGCCGUUCUCAGUCUGCUGCCACAGGACGCCAUAAUCACAACACUAUACAGCUUAGGCAACAUCAUCAGCGCAGGUUCGGUGCCGAGCCAGAAUCCUGCUGCAUCUCCCUCGCUUCACGGCACAUCUAAGAGUGGUCGUGGCGGUGUUUACAAUCAGCAGAACGGCAGCGCUAUAUCUCUGACCCCCAGCGACAUCGAAGAACCGCACCAUGUCCACUCCGCCGUUGUUGAGACCAUCGUGUCAGUGGCGUGCAACUGCAAAGAUGCCAAAAUUACAGCUCUUGCUCUGUCCAUGCUCAUCCAGAAAGUCGGAAGAGCGAGCAAGGCAGUCGAUGCGAAGAUCAUCACUGAUUCCGCCUUUCUUGGAAUCCACAGUCCGCCUGGAGAGUUUAAAUCAUUACUCAAGGUGUACUCGAAGCUGGCCCACGAUGCCCUUGUAAAAGAUGAUACCGCAAUCCUAGAAGCUGUCAUGAGUGCUCGUCUGAACAUGUCAACCGCUAUAUCUGCCAACGACGAUGCGUAUGAACUAUACCUAUCACACUUACUUGACGCAAUUAUCAGCAAAGGUGACGCUCCGGAAACAUCUCACCGCCACAUGCAUGACACAGAACUAGCCGCUCGAGAGAUUGCACAGCUGCUGAAACCUCUGGCGGUUCUCCUAUCGCGCAAUGCCAAUCCCGACAACUUGUCAGACAUGAGCGACGCAAUCAUCGGUCUACAGCGCGAUGCCUGGUUCAACAUCGUCGUGCAUGGAUUUGACACACUGUCCGACUUGGGCAAGGAAUACAGAGAGGAGCUCAAAACAUUAGCCCGGUUUAGUCAGCCACUCAUUGCUGAAGAACGGCCUUCUCUUUCUGAGAGCGACAUUGAGUUGAACACGGUCCUUCGUCGUGGCAAGUCUCCUGAGCACACAGCCGAGCAGAAGCGACGCUUAGGAAGGCUGUUACCGUCAUGUGAAGCCGACACUAGAUCCCUCAGCUACCAGGAGGCUGUCUUCUUGAGUACAGCGUACCUAGUAGAGGAUCUAAGAGCUAGCACAGGCGAUUGUACCAAGGCACUUGCAUAUUUCCUCGAUCCAAAACUACGCUCUGGCGCCGUUGGCAAUUGUAUGGCUGCGAUCACAACGACAGCCAUCCGAACCUAUCUGACGAAGACACUCUCUGGGCAAAAUCAGUCGUUCUCGACACCAUACUUGGCAGAACAGCUCGCGACUAUUUUCUCAGCGUGCUGCCAUCGUAUUGCGCGCAUUCAACAAGCUGCAGCAGCAUGUGCGGAUCUAAUCAUACAUGAGGUGCCGUCCACGCUGUGCCAGAAGAGCGCUCUUUUCGCUUUGUUAGAACUACUGUCCAUCAUGUGGUACAGCUGCUUGGAAGGGGAGACUGAUGAAUACACCUGGAAGUCUACCUUCACCUCGAAGAAGUCCAACAUCAUGGUGGAGCUCUCGGACGACUAUUCCUUCCGCCGUGCGACUUUGUCUGCCUUGCACAAGCGGGCAACAGCUUGGGUGAAGGAUGCUCUGGACACUGCGCCGCUCGAUGUCAAAGGACUAUUGCAAACAUAUCUAUCCGAGUUCGACGACGAAGCCUCUUUCGGACACAUUUCUCUGGGCCGAUCGUUCGCAUUGGAGAUGGGGUCUGUGAUUCCAUCCACUGAUCAACGUUUGGGUGCCGUUGAACGUCAAGGUAUCAACAUCAACACUGCGUCUGACUUCAUCACUCAAUAUACCACGCGCCAGGAGUACAAGUUCCUGGAUGGUGUCAAUGAUCAAGAAGAAGAGUGGCUACGAAAUGGCGCAGUACCGGGAUCUCGUCCCAGCUAUUUGUCGCGCAGUCUACAAGACGCAACAAAUCUAUUACUAGAUCUGGAGAACCGCACGCUGAACCAUAAGCAUGUUACGAUUGCAGAGCUGCGGGACAUCCUGCGUAGAGCAGCUGCAUUGUUGUGCAGAGUGAAGACAGACCAAGCACCCAUUGUUCACCACCUUGUAGGCAUACCUUUUGCGGUUUUCUCCAAGCAGUCCAUCAAGCUUGGUAUCUCCCUGUGGACUAGCGUCACAAAGGAGAAUCCCCGUAUGGAAUCCCGCAUCCUAGUUGCCAUUGCAGAGAACUGGGAGACUACCGUACGCAAGCGUCGAGGUAUCUUCAGUCCUUCCUUGAAUGCAUCGCGUCUGAGCAAAUCGGAUGUCGAGCGUGUGCCCCACAGUGAGCAUGUCUUGAUCCAUCUGUAUGUACCUGCUAACCUUCUCAGGUGGUCCUUCGGAGGCAAUCGAUUGCAAAUCAAGGCGGAGACCCAUAUUCUGGUGGACGUGCAGGUGAACUUGGACGCUAUUGGGAAGAUCGUCACAGUUGGAGAUAUAGGCUCCAAGCUCAAGGCAAAGCAGGACCUGCUCUCCAUGCUACUUGCUAAUGAACAAUCCCGUCUCCUGGUCUGGCUUUUCCCACUUGACCAUACGAAGAAACACAAUUUUACCCUGAGCAGCAGCAGGGCAGCACUGCCCGAUGCCGCCGUGACUGCCCACUUGAAGACAGCCUGGGCGGAGAACCCCGCGAUAGCUGUUCAUCUUGUCAAGCGCUUCCAGUCUCAACGCCUUGCGAGCGAAGUCCGCUGGCAGGUGCUCAAUUUUCCACAUAGGGUCUUGGACGAGCCCGACGCUCUCGAAAUACUCCUAGGGAGUCAGUUGCCAGGUGAUGUAUCCUUUCAACUCAAGUACCUUCUAUAUUGGGCCCCUUUGAACCCAAUCACGGCAGUCACAUACUUCAUGCCCGCUUAUGGCAACCAUCCCUUCAUUAUACAGUAUGCAAUGAGGGCACUUGAGAGUCACUCCGUUGAUGUCAUGUUCUUCUAUGUCUACCAGAUCGUUCAGACCCUUCGCUACGAUGUACUUGGUUAUGUCGAGAGAUACAUCAUCGAGACCGCAAAGUUCUCACAGUUAUUCGCACACCAGAUCAUCUGGAACAUGAAGGCCAAUGCGUACAAGGAUGAGGCUUCCGAACCUGAUCCAGUCAAACCAACGCUCGACAAGGUUAUGGGUAGUCUUGAGUCAAGCUUCUCGCCUGAGGAUCGUGAGUUCUAUGAGCGCGAGUUUGCUUUCUUUAAUGAAGUAACCGGCAUCUCUGGUACACUGCGCUCAGUCUUGCACGAACCAAAAGAAGUCAAAAAGCAGAAGAUUGAGGAAGAGCUCCGUAAGAUACAAGUCGAAGUUGGUGUUUACUUGCCGAGUAACCCCGACGGUCAAGUCAUUGGUAUCGACCGCAAGUCUGGUAAACCUCUCCAAUCUCAUGCCAAGACACCCUUCAUGGCGACCUUCCGCAUCCGCAAGAACAAGCCUUCCACCCCGGGUGUCAUCGAGGAAACCGAAGACAAUGAUCGCUCUUCCCAGAAAAGUAACACAUACGAGACAUGGCUUUCUGCUAUUUUCAAGGUUGGUGACGACUGUCGCCAGGACGUGCUCGCCCUUCAGAUGAUUGCUGCAUUCCGCGGCAUUUUCAACACCGUCGGUCUUGAUGUUUGGGUAUUCCCGUAUCGUGUUACGGCUACGGCGCCUGGUUGUGGUGUCAUUGAUGUCCUUCCCAACUCGAUCUCUCGUGAUAUGCUCGGCCGCGAAGCGGUGAAUCGGCUGGACGCGUAUUUCAUCUCCCGCUACGGAAACGAGGACUCCAUCCGCUACCAAGAAGCACGUAGCAACUUUGUCAAAAGUAUGGCAGCUUACAGCGUCAUCUCCUUUCUGUUGCAAUUCAAGGACCGACAUAACGGGAACAUCAUGAUUGAUGACAUGGGCCAUAUCAUUCACAUCGACUUUGGCUUUUGUUUCGAUAUCGCUCCAGGUGGCAUCAAAUUCGAGCGAGCGCCCUUCAAGCUUACCGCGGAAAUGAUUGCAGUCAUGGGUGGCAGCACUACAGCUCAACCGUACCGCUGGUUUGAGGAGCUGACUGUGAAGGCCUUUCUCGCUGCAAGGCAGCACGCCAACCAUCUGAGUCAUAUUGUGGAAGUUAUGCUGGACUCGGGUCUGCCUUGCUUCAAACCUGAUACCAUCAAAAAUUUCAGGGAUCGGUUUGUGCUGGAUAGAGACGAGAGAGGUGCUGCAGAGUUCAUGCGAGACUGUGUGAAAAGGUCCGCAGGUAGUCAGAGUACGGGUGUAUAUGAUCGCUUUCAACUGAUCACAAACGGCAUUCCUUACUAG
Parastagonospora nodorum SN15 is the source of this 5331-nucleotide messenger RNA. RefSeq lists its product as hypothetical. The transcript has 8 exons. Bases 1 to 5331 code for a protein of 1776 amino acids. Gene Ontology annotation, biological process: phosphatidylinositol phosphate biosynthetic process; phosphatidylinositol-mediated signaling. The record is from RefSeq and is a predicted model, not a curated record. Gene Ontology annotation, molecular function: 1-phosphatidylinositol 4-kinase activity. NCBI's taxonomy places the organism in Eukaryota, Fungi, Ascomycota, Dothideomycetes, Pleosporales, Phaeosphaeriaceae. Gene Ontology annotation, cellular component: cytoplasm; plasma membrane.